GUCGGGAAAGCGGCGGAGUGGUGGGGCCCGGUGGCGGCGGGCGCCAUGGUUGGUGGCGAGGCAGCUGCCGCGGUGGAGGAACUGGUUUCGGGGGUGCGGCAGGCCGCCGACUUCGCGGAGCAGUUCCGCUCCUAUUCGGAAAGCGAGAAGCAAUGGAAAGCCCGGAUGGAGUUCAUCCUGCGCCACUUGCCCGACUUCCGCGACCCGCCCGACGGCGGCGGCCGCCUGGACCAGCUGCUGUCUCUCUCCAUGGUUUGGGCUAACCACCUCUUCUUGGGCUGCAGUUACAACAAAGACCUUUUAGACAAGGUGAUGGAAAUGGCUGAUGGGAUUGAAGUGGAAGAUCUGCCACAGUUUACAACCAGAGGUGAAUUAAUGAAAAAGCAUCAAAGCUAAGACUUAGCACAUUUUCAUCAUCAGCUACAGGCUCGGAAGAGGCUGGUAUAAAUGUGACACUGACCCCAGGCGUCUCUCUCAAGACUUCUGGUAUUACCAGCACAAAGGAAGAGAGGCAGUUGGUAUGAAAUGGAAUCUGCCAUUGGCUUUUUAAAAGUUCUUAUUCUUCUAGAACCUAUCAUUGUAAAAGUAUGCAUGGACAUUUUAUGUAUUUAUAAAUCAUGCACUCUAAGAUGAGUUCAUCAACAUUGUGAAAGUCCUCCUGUUU
This is a messenger RNA of Orycteropus afer afer, 664 nucleotides long. The record is from RefSeq and is a predicted model, not a curated record. Lineage: Eukaryota; Metazoa; Chordata; Mammalia; Tubulidentata; Orycteropodidae.